AUGACAACCACUAGCGUUGCCAUGCAAUCUCGGCCCGCGAUCAAGCUAAAUGAAAUCACAGAGUUGCCGUCUAACAAGAGGAAAGCAUCCGACAGAUUAAAAGAUGGUGUUGCACACCGUCAGAAGAUUACCAGAGCCUGUGACUCAUGUAAAGUAAAGAAAACCAGGUGCACGGGUACUCUACCAUGCACAAGAUGUACACGACUGUCACUGCCAUGCAAAUACAACGCCGCAUACUCUCGGGGGUUACCACCAGACCCUCUUCCUGCAUCGCCGAGUCCACUGACCCCGACUGGUCGUGCACUACAGGAUAUGGAUAGGCAAACCUCAACCAGCCCCAAUCUACAGGGAAAUGAUCGGGACUCGGUUGUGACCGACAAUCUACUUCCCAACAAAAACCAGCACCAGCAUGUGAUAUCAACACGGAACUCACCAGAGCCAGGAUCAACCGAUUUCGAGGGUAAUUACCUCGGUCCUGCAUCCGGCGUGUCGUUUAUCAAUCGCGUGUGGAGCCGUCUGCAUCAAGAUGAAACGACGCACUAUCCGGAUGAGCUCCAAAAUGAGUCCUCGCGGAAUACAGCUGUCUUCAUGUUUGGCGACAAGCCUUACUCAAAUUCCCAAGAGGCAGAGUUUACCCUCCCGUCUCUGGAAAAGGCACUGGAGCUGGUGGGAAUAUACUUCGAUUACUCGAUGGUGACUUAUCGGUUCGUGCACAGGGGCAAUGUGGAAGCGUGGACUAGACAGGUUUACCAAAAUAACAUCGGUCUCUCUAACCUCCCCGUGGGGAAUAUGGUGGCUCGGACUGCUAUAGUUCUCAUUAUAAUUGCUGUGAGUACUUUGUACGUGGAAAUGAGGCCUGGGGGAAUGCAUGGUGGGCAGGGUGAGAGACUAGAAAGUGAGCGCUGGUAUGCAGCGUCGAAAUACAUGUCUUCCCUCGAGUCAGGGCCGCCACGAUUGGAAACCAUCCAGGCCCGACUGGGUCAAUGUCUAUAUUUGCUGUCAUCGUCACGGGCUAACGAAUGCUGGUACUCAUUCGGCACGACAAUGCAGAUUGUGACUGCACUCGGACUACACAGGAAACAGCCAGCCAAAGUCUCAAAUAACAGGUGCUCUUAUCUAGAAUUGGAGCUCCGCAAGCGCAUUUUCUGGAGUGUGUACACUCUAGACAAAUACCUAAGCAUUAUGUUUGGAAGACCCCGACUGCUUCACGACGAGGACAUCGACCAAGAACUACCGAACGAGACGAACGACGAAGAUUUACUUGAAGAAGAUCCGACUCGAAGAACAGGAUCCACGGACAGCAUGAUGAUUGCCUCUAUACUUCAUUACCGACUCGGUCGAAUUCUAGGCGAUAUAUCCCGCCAACUAUAUAGUAUAAACACCCUCCCUCGAGACUCCCCCCUCGAGACCGCAAUCCGCCUAACCGCCGAACUCGAAAAAUGGAAAGAAACCGCGCCCCCGUUAUUCAACAGUGUUCACCCAACCAGUCUCAUCCCGCCUCUUUGCCGCCAAAGCCAAGUCCUUCAACUCGCCUACUCUCAUGCCAUGAUUCAUGUCACUCGCUCGUUCCUCUUGAACGAUUUCACAGACCUCAGCCGCAGACCGACAGUCCCACACCCGAUGGUCAGCCCGCACGUCCAGAAAUGUAUCCAGGCUGCUGAGGACAUCAUGACGAUAGUCGACGGCCUUGCGCAUCAGGGUGUGCUUAUUCAGUCCUUCUGGUUCACACACUACGUGGGCUUCUGUGCUGUUUUGGUCGUUUACAUCCAUACGAUUCAACAGCAUCGUAAAUCAUUGGACGGGUCUAGCUCAGCCUCGGUCUCUUCGGUCGGAAGUCCCGAUGACCCAGAUAAAUUGCGCCAAAUUUUUUCUCUUGCUGAAUCUUGUCAGCAACACCUUGCCGAAGCCACGCGCAAGAACUGUCCAAGUCGUCGCUAUGGCAUUAUUCUGGAGGAGCUGAGACGGGAAGUUCAUCGACAGAUUGGACCCAAUGGACUCGUUGAAAAUGGGGCUCAUUCUUCUGGUGAAAAUGAUAAUUCAUAUGUCUCGGGGGAAGUUUCACAAAAUACUGAUGUGAAAUCUGUCUACUUUGACCCCCAGAUGGUUGAUUUUAUGAUGCAACCAUCCGAUGUGAUGGUAAAUGCCGGAGACGAUGCAGGCUUCCUUGAGAGCUUCGAGGGAUCUAUCUGGUGGGCUCAGCUUGACUCAUGGGCUUUGUCUAAUCUCCCUAAUGACUCAUCUUCAUUUAGCAUUUAA
Molecule: messenger RNA, 2256 nt
Organism: Penicillium coprophilum
Lineage: Eukaryota; Fungi; Ascomycota; Eurotiomycetes; Eurotiales; Aspergillaceae
Product: Zn(II)2Cys6 transcription factor
Exons: 4
Coding region: 1-2256 (751 amino acids)
Biological process (GO): DNA-templated transcription; positive regulation of transcription by RNA polymerase II
Cellular component (GO): nucleus
Molecular function (GO): DNA-binding transcription factor activity, RNA polymerase II-specific; zinc ion binding; sequence-specific DNA binding
Source: RefSeq, a predicted model, not a curated record